Molecule: messenger RNA, 1866 nt
Organism: Diuraphis noxia (Russian wheat aphid)
Lineage: Eukaryota; Metazoa; Arthropoda; Insecta; Hemiptera; Aphididae
Product: zinc finger MYM-type protein 1-like
Molecular function (GO): protein dimerization activity
Source: RefSeq, a predicted model, not a curated record
AUGACUUGUUCUGAACCAGAAUUAUUUCCGAACGAUCCAGGCAAAUUCCCUGAUCAUUUAUCAAACGAAAUGUUAUGUUAUAUUAUGCAAUAUGGACCUUGCCAGCCAUCACCAUGGGAAUUGUCAAAUAAAAUUUUUCCUAAAACCAAAUAUUUAUCCGGAAGAUUAAGAUGUUUCCAUCAGUCAUAUUAUUAUAAAUCAGUGCCAAAUAAUGCUCCAGUAAAUCGAACUUGGUUAUCUUACUCUCUAUCAUUAGACAAAGUCUUUUGUAUCUCAUGCAAGUUAUUUGGCUUAACUAAAGCAAAAAAAUUGCUUCUUGCUCAUGAAGGUUGUAACGAUUGGAAAAAUUUAAACAGAAAUUUAAAUAAUCAUGCACACACUACGGAACACUUACAAGCAGAAAUAAGUCGUUCUCUGUUUUCAAAAAAUAUUAGAAUUGAUAUACACCUACGUCAUUCUAAACAUGCAAUCAUUUCAGAGAAUCGAGAAAUUGUUCGAACUAUUAUUAAAGUUUUAAUUCUAGCUGCUAGACAAAAUAUAGCUCUGCGAGGUCAUGACGAAACAAUAUCUUCACAAAAUCAAGACAAAAUAUGGUCAACAAAAGAUAAAAAGAAUCGUUUAACAUUCAUGUCACAUGAAGGUCAGAACAACAUUUUAAAUAUUCUUGGAAAUCAAGUUCGCUCAGUUAUAAUAAAGGAUUUGAUCAGUGCUAAUUUGUUUGCUAUUAUUAUUGAUACAACUACAGACAUCUCUAAUAAAGAGCAGUUUUCACUUAUAGUGCAUGAAGCUUCAGAUGCUUCUGGUAAAGGCAUGUUUGAUACAUUUUGUGCUAUCUCAGAAAAGUAUCAAAUCAACUGGAAAGAAAAAUUGUGUGCUCAGGCAUACGAUGGAGCUGCAUCCAUGCAAGGAGUUUAUUCUGGACUAAAAACUUUCAUACAAAAAGAAAAUCCCCGGGCAGUCUACAUAUGGUGCUUUGCUCAUAUUUUAAAUUUAGCUAUUGUUGAUACUUUAGAUAGUUCAACAGACACUAGAAACUUUUUUGGUGAUCUACAAGGACUAAUCGGUUUUAUGAGAGCUCGGAAACGUACUGCUAUAUUCUAUGAGUGUCAAAAAAAAUUGAACGUAGGAACAAAAGCCAAAGACCGAAUAAAGAAGCUUAAAACAUUUUCUGACACACGUUGGACAUCUCAUGAUCGAUUGGUUUUGAUAAUUCAUGACAAAUUUGAUGCUCUCAAAGAAGCUCUUAAAAUACUUUCAGAUUCAACCGAUAGAGUAACAUCAUCAAAUACCCGUAUAUUUUUAACAACAAUUUCUUCUUUUAAUUUUGUUCUUAUUAUGAAACUUAUGAAACAGUUGUUUGCUAUAACAACUCCUUUAUCUUGUUACUUACAAUCUAAAUCUAUUGAUUUUAUUCAAGCCUAUAAAUUAGUCGAUAUGGCAAAAAAAGAAUUAGAAAAAAUGAGGUCUACGGAAAAGUUUCAAGAACUUGUAGAGGACACUAAAUUAUUUGCAACUGAAAAUAACAUUGAUGAGUGUGAUUUCAAGGAAAUUAGAAUUCGCAAAAGAAAAAUAUUUGAUGGAGAACAAAUUUCUGCUGAAAAUUUUGAUUUAGUAUCAGAAAGUUCAACAUUACCAACUUCUCUUCAUAAAUACCAACCAAAUGAACCAGAUACACUUUCUAAUGAAGAGAUAAUUUCAUCUGACGAAGAGUCUAUUGAAUCUCAUGAUUUAUCAAUUGAUCUAGGAGUAAAAAAAGAGACUGUACUAGAUGUGAUGCAACUUUUAAGUAACCAUGAUUUACAUACGGCGUUUGUUUUUGGCCUAUCAAGGGUUAUGCACAUUGCUAGCAUCAUCAGCUUCUGCUGA